Messenger RNA from Pyrus x bretschneideri (Chinese white pear), 826 nucleotides. RefSeq names its product ribonuclease 3-like protein 2. Gene Ontology annotation, molecular function: ribonuclease III activity; RNA binding. NCBI's taxonomy places the organism in Eukaryota, Viridiplantae, Streptophyta, Magnoliopsida, Rosales, Rosaceae. Gene Ontology annotation, biological process: siRNA processing. Gene Ontology annotation, cellular component: cytoplasm; nucleus. The transcript has 2 exons. The record is from RefSeq and is a predicted model, not a curated record. Bases 45 to 545 code for a protein of 166 amino acids.
UUUUACUUCACCACACCUCAACGGCAAUAUUCCUAUUCAGCAACAUGAAACUCUUCACUACCUCGGCGUCUCUCAAUCGCGAGCUCCAGCCAUCGCCGGAAAUGAAAGAUUCAGUGACGGCCAUGGAGAAAAUCGUAGGUCACAACUUCAAGGACAAGAGACUUCUAGAGCAAGCUCUCACACACUCCUCCAUCACUUACUCUCCCUCAUAUAAGCGUCUCAAGGGGCUUGGCCAGGCCGCCCUUGAAAUCGCUAUGAGUAGGCACCUCUUUCUUGCUUACCCCAACAUUGAUCAAGGCAACUUAUCUAAGCUCUGCUCCGCCAAUGUUAAUAUGGUGAAGUUCGCAUGCGCCGCUGUUAAACAUGGUUUUUAUGGCUACCUUCGCCACAAUGCACCUGCUCUCGAUGAUAAGGUUGGGGAGUUUGCCAAAGCGGUAUCGGAAUGGAAUGAAAAAUAUGAGACGACGCUUGUAUAUGAUGGGACUAUACAACCCAGUCAUGUUCUUGGAGAUAUUGUCAAGUCAGUGGCAGCUGCUAUAUGUUAAGGAAUCUCCUACAUCAAAGGAGAUCAGUUCGUCAACAACACAAUCUGCUCCAUCAACUGCACAAUUGGAAUACAACCUGGACAGAAGGAAUAUUGCACGUGGCUGCAACAUUCCUUGACAGCAGACUACCACAUGGUACAGCUCAUGUGCUCUGAUGUGUUGCAGCAUGGACAGCAAGCACGCCACCUUUACAACAUUAGUUUAUUGCAUGUGUGUGUGUAAGAUGUAUAUAAAACAACCAAGCUCAUCAAAAUUCAAAUCAACAAAACAUAUCAAUUCUA